This is a messenger RNA of Oryctolagus cuniculus (rabbit), 1612 nucleotides long. RefSeq names its product phospholipase A and acyltransferase 3. Gene Ontology annotation, biological process: N-acylphosphatidylethanolamine metabolic process. NCBI's taxonomy places the organism in Eukaryota, Metazoa, Chordata, Mammalia, Lagomorpha, Leporidae. Gene Ontology annotation, cellular component: cytoplasm. Gene Ontology annotation, molecular function: glycerophospholipid phospholipase A1 activity; A2-type glycerophospholipase activity. The record is from RefSeq and is a predicted model, not a curated record.
GCUGAAAACCUGAGGAACAAGUGGCAUAAGCUCCAGGAGGAGCCUGUGGCACUUUCCGGACCGUGGUUUGGGGAAGGAGGACUAACGCGGGCCGAGGCACCCCGGAUAUUUUGGACAGGACAAAGAAUGAAACCAGAGGGAAGUUUUUGGAGUUGAUUUCUUCUGAGAGGAUUCGUUCUGAGAGGGGGAGCGUGGUAGGGGGAAGAGCCCGGAGUCACCACACAGCCCUGGGUGUCGGGUGAAAGCAGGCCAGAGAAAGAAACUGAAAGUGGAAUUUCAGACCCGUGUAUAAGAGCUACCACUGGAGCAGUUGAACUACAGAUGCUGCCUUGCCUUCACGAUGAAUCAGAGUUCUGAGAAGCCACAACGUGGAGACAUCAUUGUGAUUUUGCACCUUCGCUAUAUGGAUUGGGCCGUCUAUGUGGGAGGAGGUAAUGUGGUCCAUCUGACUUCAGGUAAGAGUUCCACUAUAGGGCUCUCUAACUUCUUCACGUAUCUGUGGGGUGAUACCGAGGCCACCAAGGAGCCCUUAAAGGAUGCGGCGUUGGGGAGAGUCCGCUGGGUCUGCAACCACCUGGACCACAAGUACAGACCUCGGCCUGUGGAUGAGAUCAUCGCGGCUGCAGAGAAGAUGGCUUGCAACAGGAAGAAGUAUGGAGCCCCCAUUCAGAACUCUGAGAGAUUUGUCAAUGCGCUGAGAUACGGCCAGAUCCCCCGCAAGUGGUCAAAUGAAGACCCACAACCUGGAGACCUGAUUGAGAUUUCUCGCAGUGUCUUUGCGCACUGGGCUGUCUAUGUAGGAGAUGGUUACGUGGUCCAUCUGCUUGGUUCAGAUCUGCCCUUGCUUGGCUCCUGCAGCAGCAGCCCAUGUAGCAGCCCAUGUGAAGACAGGAAUGGCGAAGUGAAACGUGAGCGCCUGAGGGAUGUGGUGGGAGGAGACACGUACCGCGUCAACAAUUAUCUGGACUACAAGUUCCCUCCACGGCCUGUCCAAGCGAUCAUUCAGCUGGCAGAGGAGAGAGUAGGACCUUGCUAUUACAAUGUUCUGUGGGCAAACUGCGAGCACUUUGCCACUGACCUGAGAUACGGCAAGCGCUAUAGCAAGCAGAGUAACCAAGUUCUCAGGACUGGAGUUCUGGGUGUUCUGGGUGGACUGGCGGCCUCAAUCAUCUGAGUACACUUACCCAAAGCCACAGCUGCAUGAAGAAGCAAUGCAAAUCCUGAAGUUAGAGGCUGCUGCACAGAAUAGCACUUCCUCUGUGCACCUGCUUCUCUCUCACUGGCAAUUGCAAGGACUGACUCUAACAAGACUGUGAGCUUCUUGAAGAAUUGGGCGGCUGACCCCAGUGAGCCCUUCAUGAAAUAUUCCUCCUGCUCAAUUGUAGGCUCAUGAAUCAUCGGAAAAGAGGCGAGUCCUCCCUGAGCACUUCCAACAGCACAACUUUCAAAAUAUCCCCGAAUCCAGGUUUCAGUUUCUUCAUUUCUCAUACGGGAGCAACAGUAAUUUCUUCACCAUGUAUUGUUGAGGUUUAAUGAAAUGGCGUAUACAAAAUGUUUUCACACAACUUCCGGCUUGUAGCAGAUGCUUAGUAAAUUUGCUCACUGCAUUUCA